UUCUUCUAAAACAACUAUAGCACCUACGACAACAUCCCCUUUGACAACUGCAGCUCCUACAACAACAACUGAAGCUGCUUCCACAAGCACUACUUCAGCCCCUACUGCAACCACAGCUGAAGCUUAUUCUACAACAACUACUGCAGCCCUUACUGGAACCACAACUGAAGCUUCUUCUAAAACAACUACAGCACCUACGACAACCACAACAAUCUCCCCUUCGACAACUGUAGCUCCAACAACGCCAAUCACAACCGAAGGUCCUACUACCAUUUUAACUCCUACGACAACCACAACUGUAGCACCUACGACAAAGACAACAACAUCCUUUUCGACAACUGCAGCUCCAACAACUGUAGUUCCUACAACGCCAAUCAAAACUGCAGGACCUACUACCAUUGUAAGUCCUACGACAAACACAAAUGUAGCUCCUACAGCAACCACAACAGCAGCUAGUACAACAAAUGUAGGUCCAACGAUCACUACAACUGCAGCAGCACCAACUGUAGCUGCAUCCACAACCACUACUGCAGCCCCUAUGGCAACAACAACUCUAGCUACAAUAGCAAGCACAACAGUAGCUGCUACGACAACCACUGCCGCUUCUAUAAAAUCUACAACAAGCGCAACAGUAACCCCUACGGCAACAACUACAGCUUCUUCUACGACAAAAAUUGUAGAUCCUGCGACCACCACAAAUGAUGCAGCUACUACAACAACCGCAGCUCCUACAAUUCCAACUGUAGCUUCUUCCACAAGGACAAGUACAGCCCCUACUGGAACCACAACAGAAGCUUCUUCUAUAACAGCUGUAGAAACUACGACGACCACAACAACAUCCCCUACGACAACUGCAGCUCCUACUACAACCACCGGAGCUCCUACGGACACUUCAACAGCAGCAGCUCUUACAACAACAACUGAAGCUGCUUCCACAAGCACUACUGCAGCCACUACUGCAACCACAACAGAAGCUUAUUCUACAACAACUGUAGAAACUACAACAACCACAACAACAUCCCCUACGACAACUGCAGCUCCUACUACAACCACCGGAGCACCUACGGCCACUUCAACAGCAGCAGCUCUUACAACAACAACUGAAGCUGCUUCGACAAGCACUACUGCAGCCCCUACUGCAACCACAACUGAAGCUUCUUCUACAACAACUACAGCACCUACGACAACCACAACAAUCUCCCCUUCGACAACUGUAGCUCCAACAACGCCAAUCACAACCGAAGGUCCUACUACCAUUUUAACUCCUACGACAACCACAACUGUAGCACCUACGACAAAGACAACAACAUCCUUUUCGACAACUGCAGCUCCAACAACUGUAGUUCCUACAACGCCAAUCAAAACUGCAGGACCUACUACCAUUGUAAGUCCUACGACAAACACAAAUGUAGCUCCUACAGCAACCACAACAGCAGCUAGUACAACAAAUGUAGGUCCAACGAUCACUACAACUGCAGCAGCACCAACUGUAGCUGCAUCCACAACCACUACUGCAGCCCCUAUGGCAACAACAACUCUAGCUACAAUAGCAAGCACAACAGUAGCUGCUACGACAACCACUGCCGCUUCUAUAAAAUCUACAACAAGCGCAACAGUAACCCCUACGGCAACAACUACAGCUUCUUCUACGACAAAAAUUGUAGAUCCUGCGACCACCACAAAUGAUGCAGCUACUACAACAACCGCAGCUCCUACAAUUCCAACUGUAGCUUCUUCCACAAGGACAAGUACAGCCCCUACUGGAACCACAACAGAAGCUUCUUCUAUAACAGCUGUAGAAACUACGACGACCACAACAACAUCCCCUACGACAACUGCAGCUCCUACUACAACCACCGGAGCUCCUACGGACACUUCAACAGCAGCAGCUCUUACAACAACAACUGAAGCUGCUUCCACAAGCACUACUGCAGCCACUACUGCAACCACAACAGAAGCUUAUUCUACAACAACUGUAGAAACUACAACUACCACAACAACAUCCCCUACGACAACUGCAGCUCCUACUACAACCACCGGAGCUCCUACGGCCACUUCAACAGCAGCAGCUCUUACAACAACAACUGAAGCUGCUUCCACAAGCACUACUGCAGCCCCUACUGCAACCACA
This is a messenger RNA of Oncorhynchus mykiss (rainbow trout), 2131 nucleotides long. The record is from RefSeq and is a predicted model, not a curated record. NCBI's taxonomy places the organism in Eukaryota, Metazoa, Chordata, Actinopteri, Salmoniformes, Salmonidae.